AACAUAAAGUGAAAAAUACUGUUUGAGUACUAGUUAUGAAGUUGUUAUUAAUGUCUCCUUUACUGGAAUAUUCAGUUGCACAGCCUUGCCAUGGGCCAUGGGUGAUGGAGAAGAGGACGCUGGACAGGAGACAAAAGCUACUUCAGUGAAGCACCACAUUCCCUGUGAUAUUAUUCUCUUUGUAGAUUUUCAGUCAAAUAAGAAAAUUUCCGAGAAACCAUGGACCAGGACAAUCAAACCUCAGCUGAUUUUAUCCUUCUGGGAUUCUUUCCUGAGUUCAGGUACCCUGACCUCCUCAUCAUCCUACUCCUCGUCUUCUACAUCCUUGCCUUGGCAGGAAACUCUGUCCUCAUCCUGCUCAUUGGCCUGGACGCCCGCCUCCACACCCCCAUGUACUUCCUGCUCAGCCAGAUGUCUGUCAUUGAUUUGAUUUUCAUCUCCAGCACAGUCCCCAAGACAGUCGCCAACUACUGCACAGGGAGUAAGAGCAUUUCCUUCUUUGCGUGUGCUGCUCAGAUGUUUUUCUUCCUCUCCCUUGGCCUUACUGAGUGCAUGCUCCUGACCUUCAUGGCCUACGACCGUUACGUGGCUGUCUGCAGCCCCCUGAGAUAUGCAGUCCUCAUGCGGCCCAGGGUCUGUCUGCAGGUGACUGCCUUAGCCUGGGUUGGAGGUGCCCUUGGAGCCCUUGUCAACACUUGGUACCCAAUGAGUUUUCCUAUCUGUGGCCCCAGGGUGAUUAAUCACUACCUGUGUGAGAUCCUGGCUAUAUUGAGAAUGUCUUGUAUAGACACAUCAGUCUACGAGAUGGUGAAAUUUGUGUCAACGGUCACGUUUCUCCUGAUCCCCUUUAGCCUCAUUCUGGCCUCCUACAUCCUCAUCUUCCUCACUGUUCUCAAGAUGAACUCUCCCAAGGGGAGGCACAAAGCUCUGACUACCUGCUGCUCCCACCUGACAGUGGUGAGUCUCUUCUUUGGUCAGGCCAUGUUCGUCCACCUGACACCAGAUUCUUCCCACACACCUAAGCAAGACCAGAUAGGAGCUGUGCUUGGCACCAUUGUGACCCCCAUGCUGAACCCCCUCAUCUACAGUCUGAGGAACAAGGAAGUGUUGGAAGCCCUAAAGAAGUGCAUGGGAAGGUGUUGUGACUGAAAAAUGUCCUCGCUCCCCACCGUCGCUCUCAGAAAUGCCCCAUCCUCAGUCUUAGGCAUAUCCGUGGUCAAUUCAAAUCCUAAGGUGCUGUUCUUGUCACAUGAAAACACAACAUGGUGCAGGAGCAGGGGCAUAUCAGCGUUCACACACACUGGCAUUUGCUUGUCGGUGCGCUGUUGCUCUGAGAGUCGUAGUGGUGACUGUGGUUACUUAUUAGCUUUUGGGGAAUGUGUGUUGACGUUGCAGGUAACACCUGUGCAGAAAUUAAUGGUCUCUAUCUCUUAUUCCAACAUCAGUGUAUUGGAUCACAUUGUCAAGAACUGACUUGUGGUGAGUGUGUUUUCCUUGGAGUAAAAGACACCAUUUGCAGUGCUUAUAUCCCAUACUGAAGUGUUC
Molecule: messenger RNA, 1545 nt
Organism: Oryctolagus cuniculus (rabbit)
Lineage: Eukaryota; Metazoa; Chordata; Mammalia; Lagomorpha; Leporidae
Source: RefSeq, a predicted model, not a curated record